Molecule: messenger RNA, 4626 nt
Organism: Phialemonium atrogriseum
Lineage: Eukaryota; Fungi; Ascomycota; Sordariomycetes; Cephalothecales; Cephalothecaceae
Product: ATP-binding cassette transporter CGR1
Exons: 5
Coding region: 1-4626 (1541 amino acids)
Biological process (GO): transmembrane transport
Cellular component (GO): membrane
Molecular function (GO): ATP hydrolysis activity; ABC-type transporter activity; ATP binding
Source: RefSeq, a predicted model, not a curated record
AUGCCUAAUCCAAUGGCAGGAGACACGAACAGUGACGUCAUUGCCGCAUCCCCAUCUCACGAUGCCGGGGAACUGCAUGGCAUCCUCAAUCCCCAAGCCCAUGGAGCUGAAUCUCCUGUCGAUUCAGACGACCGGCAAAGAAAUCAUGAGCACGAGGACAGCGGCGAGGAUGGAGACAGCCUAUCUUCAGAUGAGGCGGAGACAAUGGGAAGAAGCGAGCGGCCGGGGCUGCGCCGGCGUCGAGACUCGUCUGCCAUGAUCGAAAAUGAAGACAGAACAGAGCUUAUGCGAAUAGCCACGGCUCUCUCGCGAAGACAAUCCGCCGCCACUGCCGGUCCCAGCCGCAUGCAUACCCUUGCCGCCGUCGACGAGAACAAUCCGGCCUUGGACCCACAAAGUGCUCAGUUCGACAUCUCCAAAUGGCUUCAGAACUUCGUCCGAACCCUGCGAGAGGAGGGUGUUACUGCCAAGCAGACGGGAGUUGUGUACAAAAAUCUGAGUGUCUUUGGUUCCGGGUCUGCGUUACAAGUUCAAGGCACUGUUGCCUCUUGGCUGCUGGCACCGCUCCGUCUCGGCGAGGUCUUCAGCUUCGGCAAGAGAGAGCCCAAGCAGAUUCUCCGCAGUUUUGACGGCUUGAUCAAACGUGGAGAGCUUCUCGUAGUUCUGGGACGGCCAGGGUCUGGAUGCAGCACGCUUCUGAAGACCAUCUGCGGAGAAUUGCACGGUCUGACCGUCGGCAAGGACUCGACCGUUCAUUACGAUGGAAUCUCACAGGCGCAGAUGAAGAAGGAGUUUAAGGGCGAGGCCAUCUACAACCAGGAGGUUGACAAGCAUUUCCCUCACCUCACGGUCGGCGAGACACUGGAGUUCGCCGCCUCGGUCCGCACGCCAUCUCAGCGCAUCCACGACAUGUCACGCCGCGAAUAUUGCCAAUACAUUGCCCAGGUUGUCAUGGCUGUAUUUGGCCUAAGCCACACCUACAACACCAAGGUUGGCAACGACUUUGUGCGAGGAGUUUCGGGAGGAGAGAGGAAGCGCGUUAGUAUUGCUGAGAUGGUGCUGUCUGGUUCUCCGUUCUCUGCGUGGGACAACAGUACUCGCGGCCUGGAUUCUGCUACUGCCUUCAAAUUUGUGCAAUCUUUGCGGAUGGCUUCAGACAUGGGCGGUCAAGCCAAUGCAGUGGCCAUCUACCAAGCCAGCCAGGCCAUCUACGACCUGUUCGACAAAGCCGUGGUGCUGUAUGAAGGUCGGCAGAUCUACUUCGGGCCGGCGGGUGCAGCGAAGAGCUACUUUGAGAGACAGGGAUGGUAUUGCCCUCCUCGGCAGACAACUGGCGACUUCCUCACGUCCGUCACCAAUCCCGGGGAGCGGAAGCCGCGCCAGGGAAUGGAAAACAGGAUCCCGCGGACGCCUGAGGACUUCGAGCGAUGCUGGCGCGAGUCUCCGGAGUAUGCGGCACUGGAGAGCGAGAUCGACAGCUACGAGCGACUAACCCUUGUCGAGCACAGGGGCGAGGCGAUUGCUCAGCUUCGACAGCAGAAGAAUUACCGGCAGUCCAAGCAUGUUCCAUCAAAAUCCCCAUAUACCAUCAGCGUGUGGAUGCAAGUCAGGCUCAACACCAAGCGAGCGUACCAACGCAUCUGGAACGACAUCUCUGCCACUCUAACGUCUUGCCUCGUGCAGGUCGUCAUGGCCCUCAUUAUUGGAUCCAUCUUCUUUGGCACUCCAGAUGCCACCGUGGGCUUCUUUGCCAGGGGCUCGGUGCUAUUCAUAGCCGUCCUUCUCAACGCCCUGACCGCCAUCUCCGAGAUUAGCAGCCUGUACGCCCAGCGGCCGAUUGUCGAAAAGCAUGCUUCCUACGCUUUCUACCAUCCCGCCACGGAAUCAGCAGCGGGAAUUGUCGCCGACAUACCGAUCAAGUUUGUGACCUCGGCCAUCUUCAACAUCGUGCUUUACUUCAUGGCGGGACUGCGGCGAGAGCCAUCGCAGUUCUUCAUCUACUUCCUCAUCACGUACAUCUCCACCUUCAUCAUGAGUGCUGUAUUCCGGACCGUGGCGGCAACUACGAAGACCGUUUCGCAAGCGAUGGCCGUGGCAGGCGUGGUGGUGCUGGCCCUCGUCAUCUACACGGGAUUCACCAUCACGGUGCCGCAGAUGCAUCCGUGGUUCAGUUGGAUCCGUUGGAUCAACCCCAUCUACUACGCUUUCGAGAUCUUGGUUGCCAACGAGUUCCACGGGCGCCAAUUCACUUGCUCCUCAAUUAUUCCUCCUUUCACGCCCUUGGUUGGGAACUCUUGGAUUUGCUCCGUUGCAGGUGCCGUCGCCGGCCAACGAACCGUCAGCGGUGAUGCCUUCAUCGCGGCUAACUAUGAGUAUUACUACUCGCACGUGUGGCGCAACUUUGGCAUUCUCAUCGGAUUCCUCAUCGGGUUCAUGGCCGUAUAUUUCGUGGUGACGGAGCUCAACUCUUCCACGGCAAGCACUGCAGAGGCGCUCGUCUUCCAGCGCGGACACAUUCCAGCCUACCUGCAGAACGGAGGCAAGAAGCCUGCCAUGGACGAGGAAGUGGUUGCAGACAACAAGAAGACCAAUGGUGAUUCGGGUGCUGGAGAUGUCGAGGCGAUCGAGGCGCAGAAAGACAUCUUCACGUGGCGGAACGUUGACUACGACAUCACCAUUAAGGACGGGCAUCGGCGGUUGCUGGACAAUGUGUCCGGAUGGGUUAAACCAGGAACUCUGACAGCACUCAUGGGCGUUAGCGGCGCGGGUAAGACGACGCUCCUUGACGUGCUUGCACAGCGGACCACCAUGGGUGUCAUCACUGGCGACAUGCUCGUCAAUGGGAAGCCUCUGGAGCCUAGCUUUCAGCGCAAGACUGGAUAUGUUCAACAGCAAGACUUGCACCUGGAGACAGCUACAGUGCGCGAAAGCCUUCGUUUCAGUGCUAUACUACGCCAACCAAAGACGGUCAGCAAAGCGGAGAAGUACGAGUUUGUCGAAGAAGUCAUCAAAAUGCUGAACAUGGAGGACUUCGCCAACGCCGUCGUUGGCGUGCCCGGCGAGGGCCUGAAUGUGGAACAGCGAAAGCUUCUCACGAUCGGCGUGGAACUGGCAGCCAAGCCCAAGCUCCUCCUCUUCCUCGACGAACCGACUAGUGGCCUCGAUUCUCAAAGCUCCUGGGCCAUCUGCAUCUUCCUCCGCAAACUCGCAAAUGCUGGCCAGGCGAUCCUCUGCACUGUCCACCAGCCCAGCGCCAUCCUCUUCCAGGAGUUUGACCGACUGCUCUUUCUAGCCAAGGGCGGGAAGACGGUCUAUUUCGGACAGAUUGGAAGUAACUCGCAGACCUUGCUCGACUACUUCGAGGCCAAUGGGGCUCGCAGAUGCGGUGACGAAGAGAACCCUGCCGAGUAUAUGCUCGAGGUCGUGAACAACGGCGUCAACGAUGCGGGACAAGACUGGCAUUCCGUCUGGAAGGAUAGCAGCGAGCAUCAGGCAGUUCAGGUCGAGAUUGACAGGAUACAUGCCGAGAAGCAGCAGGAACCGGUGGCCGGAGACGCCGCCAGUUCCGACGCCGAGUUCGCCAUGCCGUUUACGGCUCAGCUGCAGGCCGUCACCUACCGAGUGUUCCAGCAGUACUGGAGAAUGCCCAGCUACGUGUUUGCCAAGUUCGUCCUCGGCAUUGCCGCCGGCCUGUUUAUUGGUUUCACCUUCUUCAACGCCGAUAGCAGCCAAGCCGGGAUGCAGAGUGUCAUCUUCGCUGUCUUUAUGAUCACGGCCAUCUUCUCCACCCUUGUUCAACAGAUCCAACCACUAUUUGUGACGCAGCGGUCGCUUUACGAGGUGCGCGAGCGUCCCAGCAAGGCGUACUCGUGGAAGGCCUUCAUCAUCGCCAACGUCAUCGUCGAGAUCCCGUACCAGGUGAUCACGGGCGUGCUCAUCUACGCCUGCUUCUACUACCCCGUGAUUGGCAUCCAGAGCUCCCAACGCCAGGGCCUGGUCCUCCUCUUCAUCAUCCAGCUGUUCAUCUACGCCAGCGCCUUCGCCCAGAUGACCAUCGCCGCACUCCCAGACGCCCAGACGGCAGCCGCAAUCGUCACUCUGCUCUCCCUGAUGAGCACCAUCUUCUGCGGCGUCCUGCAGUCGCCCGACGCCCUGCCGGGGUUCUGGAUAUUCAUGUACCGCGUCUCGCCCUUCACGUACUGGGUCGGCGGCAUCGUGGCGACGCAGCUGCACGGGCGCCGCGUGGUCUGCUCUGCCAGCGAGACAUCCAUCUUCGAUCCGCCGCCCGGCCAGACAUGCCAACAGUACCUGGCGCCUUUCUUGCGACAGGCCCCGGGGCAGCUGCAGAACCCGAGCGACACGGCGAACUGUCGGUACUGCGUCUUCAGCAACGCAGAUCAGUUCUUGGCGGGCUCGAAUAUCUUCUGGAGUGAGCGUUGGCGGAACUACGGCAUCAUGUGGGCUUACGUUGUUUUCAACAUCUUCAUGGCUACCUUGUUGUACUACCUGUUCCGCGUCAGAUCAUGGCGUGUCAAGUGGCCAUCCAUAGGCAGAAAAGGGAAGAAGAAGGGGGGAGAAAAGGAGACACCCGAUGAGGCGAUGAACGGGAGCUCGAAACACAACUGA